AUGGCGCUGACAUCAGCAGAAGGCUUUAUUUCGUUGUUGGAUGACGAGCGACAGGAUAUUAAGGCUUUUGCCCUAAAACGUCUAAAUGAGCUGGUUGACGAAUUUUGGGCUGAAAUAUCUGGUUCGGUAGAGAAAAUUGAAACACUUUACGAGGAUAGCAAUUUUGUUCAUCACAAGGCGGCGGCAUUACUUGCGUCCAAAGUUUACUACAAUCUUGGUGAGUAUGACGACGCCCUGCAUUUCGCGUUAUGUGCCGAAGAACUUUUCGAUCCCAAUGCUCGGUCUGAUUUCGUGAAAACAAUGAUAGCCAAAUGUAUUGAUAAGUAUACAUCUAUUCGCUCGGUUGAUGAAAACAAUCCGGAGGCAAAGCUUACUGCAAAGGAUCUUCAGUUGAGUGGACGCAAAUGGGAAGAUAUUUUUGAAGAGGUCAUUACCCGAGCUGAUGACCGUGAUGACAUGCUACGAUACGCACUCAAAGUCGUGCUUACAUUGGUUGAUAGUGUCAAGCUUCGCAAUCGGUUACUGAAUAUUCUCGUUAGAAUUUACAGUAAAAACCCUUCUCCGGCCGAUUCAGUCUACAUCUGUCAGUGUCUCGUGCUCAUGGACAACCCACAAGCUACUGCAGAUGCCCUUGAAAGUUUGCUCUUGAUUUCCGAUGAAGCUGCUGUCACCGCUUUUCAAAUCGGUUUUGAUCUCUACGAGAAUGCGACGCAGCAGUUUCUUCACAGAGUUUCUGAGGCUCUUUCCCGUAGUGCAAAACUCUGCUAUCUGAUGGAACGGUCAAAACCAGCAGAGACUGAGGAAAAGCCCAUAAAAAUGGAAGAGGGGGUAACAGCUGAGGUAGAAGCAGCGAAACAGCAUGAAGAUUCUCCGAGGAUGCUCUCUGAUGAAGAUAAGGUUGUGAAGAAAAGACUUGAGCUACUCAAUAGCAUUCUUUCGGGCGAAAAAGUUAUUGAGCUCCACCUACAGUUCCUUAUCCGAAACAACAAAGCUGAUUUGCGCCUUCUUGAACGUAUAAAGGAAGACAUUCGCAAUUCGGUAACUCACAACGCGACUGUUAUUGCCAACAGCCUGAUGCAUUGCGGUACAACAUCUGAUCAGUUCCUGCGUGACCAUCUCACAUGGCUUGGAAAAGCAGUUAAUUGGGCCAAGUUUACAGCCACAGCCACUCUUGGAGUCAUUCAUCGGGGGAAUGAAAAAGAGGCUCUUCGAUUGAUGUCUGCUUACCUCCCGAAGGAUGCCAGUGGGAGCUCCGGUAGUGUCUAUACAGAAGGCGGCGGUCUUUACGCUCUUGGCCUCAUCCACGCAAACCAUGGCGGCUCUAUGACAGAGUACCUUUUAAACCAAUGCAAGGAGGCUAUUGCCGAGCCAAUACGCCACGGCGCUUGCUUGGGCCUUGGUCUAGCCGCAAUGGGCACUGGUCGAGAGGACGUCUACGAACAAAUCAAGCAGCACCUUUUCCAGGACGAUGCAAUCACCGGCGAGGCUGCUGGUCUGGCCAUGGGUCUGGUCAUGCUGGGCACAGGGUCCUCAACGGCCGUCAACGAUCUCCUGAGUUACACCGUGGACACCUCUCACGAGAAAAUCAUGCGCGGUAUCGCCUUGGGUAUUGCGCUGAUUAUGUAUGGCAAACGAGAGGAGGCCGACGAUCUUAUUAAUAACCUUAUUCAAGAAACCGAUCCAAUUUUGCGUUGGUGCGGUAUGGCCACAAUUGCCAUGGCCUAUUGUGGCACAAAUAGUAACCAGGCCGUUCAAAAGCUUCUUCACGCGGCAGUGAGCGACACAAAUGAUGACGUGCGUCGCUGGGCCCUCACCGCACUCGGCUUCGUCAUGUUUAAGGACGCUGAUAAAGUGCCUUCUCUUGUGUCGCUGCUUUCUGAGUCCUACCAUCCGCACCUCCGCUACGGUGCAGCGAUGGCUGUUGGCAUCGCCUGCGCUGGCACUGCAAACAAGGAGGCCAUUUCCCUUCUGGAACAACUCCUUGAUGGCACGGUGCAUUUUGUUCGUCAAGGAGCUCUCAUUGCUCAGGCCAUGGUCCUUAUGCAACAGAAUGCCGUCUCGUGUCCCAAGUCGGUAGAAUUCAGGGAGCGUUGUCUGAAAAUAAUUUCCGAUCGGCACGAGGAUCUUAUGGCCAAGUUCGGUGCCAUCCUCGCCUGUGGCAUCCUCGAUGCAGGCGGCUGCAACAUGACCAUCUCCCUGCAAACUCGCACUGGCAACACCAAUAUGUCCGCUGCCGUCGGCCUCCUGGUCUUCCAGAACUUUUGGUUUUGGUAUCCUCUGACUAACUUCAUUAGUCUCGCUUUCUCCCCCACCGCGAUCAUUGGACUCAACAAGGACCUCCAGAUGCCACAGAUGCAAUUCAAGUCGAAUGCUAAGCCCUCCAUGUUUGCCUAUCCACCACCGAUGCAAAUUGAAAAGGAGAAGAAAAAGGAAAAGGUAGAGACGGCAGUGCUCAGUAUCACAGCAAAGCACAAAAAGAAGGAAUUGGAGAAAAAGAAACCGGGCACCACGACCACCACAAGUGGUCCAAGCGAUGCGGGUCCCGAGAAAAUGGAGGUUGACAAUCAACCUGCAACUGCUAAGAAAGAUAAAGAGGAGAAGGAGCCGUCCUUUUCGAUGCUGUCCAAUCCGGCUCGAGUAAUGCGGGCCCAGCAACGUGUCCUUUCUCUGCCAGAGGAUUCUCGGUACUACUCAAUAAAGCCAAUCACUCAAGCGGGCAUCCUCCUGUUUCACGAUCGUCGACCUGAGGAAGAAGAGGUUCUUGUUGAGGUCCUUCAGCCUCACGGGCCUAGCCUCGGUGGGCGUGCGGGCAAGAGUGGCGUAAAAGCAAGCGGCAGCACCGUCUCCACCGCUGGCACCGGUGCUCUUGCGACAGGCGCUUCCGCCACCCUUGCUGCUGUCGAAGACACUGUCGCUUCUCAGCCCAUACAUGCUUCAACCGUUGGUGCACUCAUGGAGGAUGAAGAUGAUGAUGACGAUGAAGAUGUUGAUGACGAUGAGGAUGUUGAUGAUGAUGAGGAUGAAGAAGAUGACGGUGGCUCCAUGUCAGAGGAUGAAGAAGACGAUGUUGAUGUGGACGAGGCUAUGAUGGAUGAUGAGGCGGACGACUAUGAACCUGUAGUGCCGAGGUCGCGUGGCCAUCGGAGUGGUACAGAUAAGUCUGGUGGCGCUGCUUCGGAGUCCCAGCACGAACCCGGCCCUCCUGAACCAUUUGUAUGGACAGAGGAUGAUGUUUUGCCAGAGGCGACCACCGCUGCUGCUUCCGCAACCGGCACAACAAACACCACUACCACUGCAACCGCUAAUGUGGGCAGUAGCCAUGUGACGGCAACAACCCAGAGCCAACCUCAGCCGGCGGCUGGAAGCUCAGUGCAUGCGGCGGGCAGCCAGGCUGAGCCAAUGGACACUGAUCGUUUAAAGAACCACGCCGAUGAUGAGCAGAGUUCUGAUGUGGAUGAGAUGAUUGCCAAGCAAAAUAAAAGAUCGCCGGAGUCCGAGAAGAAGAAAUAG
Messenger RNA from Mesocestoides corti, 3510 nucleotides. The record is from the annotation of a GenBank genome assembly. Lineage: Eukaryota; Metazoa; Platyhelminthes; Cestoda; Cyclophyllidea; Mesocestoididae.